This is a messenger RNA of Acanthisitta chloris (rifleman), 306 nucleotides long. RefSeq names its product chromosome unknown open reading frame, human C8orf59 (gene RBIS). Gene Ontology annotation, biological process: ribosome biogenesis. Lineage: Eukaryota; Metazoa; Chordata; Aves; Passeriformes; Acanthisittidae. Bases 1 to 306 code for a protein of 101 amino acids. Gene Ontology annotation, cellular component: nucleolus. The transcript has 3 exons. The record is from RefSeq and is a predicted model, not a curated record.
AUGGGCAAGAGCCGCGCCAGGGCUGCCAAGGCUCCCAGCGUGUUCCACAUCGCCCGCAGCGGCGCCCUCAAGGCCAAGGCGAAGGGCAAGGCGCGUCCCGUCACCUCCGGGCUCAGCCCUAUAAACAUCAGAAAUGCAGAAAAAGUUGCAGCAUUAAAUAAAGCAUUUGCUGAAGUUCAGAAGGAGGUACAGCAGCUAUCGAAUGGCACCACAGAAGAACCUCAGAACAAUCAUCAGGUUUCCACAAAUCUAGAAGAGGAACCAGCAAACGUGGAUGCUGCCACCAGCCUGUUAUCUCAGUUGUAA